Phanerochaete carnosa HHB-10118-sp is the source of this 1517-nucleotide messenger RNA. RefSeq lists its product as uncharacterized. The transcript has 7 exons. NCBI's taxonomy places the organism in Eukaryota, Fungi, Basidiomycota, Agaricomycetes, Polyporales, Phanerochaetaceae. Gene Ontology annotation, molecular function: hydrolase activity. Bases 69 to 1316 code for a protein of 415 amino acids. The record is from RefSeq and is a predicted model, not a curated record.
CAGGAACCCUGGACAGUGACCCGCCAGCCUUCGACGCGUAGUAGGAUCAGUCCAGACACGUUAACGAAAUGCCGCGUUUUUGGACCAGGCUCCUCGCCGCCCUUACGGCCCUCUUCGUUCUCAUUCUCGUUGCACGCUCAUACAACGUCUCUGCGCAAUUCCAGUUCUCGUGGCCUCUUGCGGUUCACCCCGACGGACAGAAUGAGGGCCUUCAGAUACCUUUGAACACGGGCAAGUCGGCGGACAUGACGAACGCGCACAAGCAAGGCCAAGCCACGAGCAUUGCUCCGGGAACUUUUAGCAGGAAAAUCGUUGCUGUCGGUGAUUUGCAUGGUGACCUGGGAAAUGCGCACAAGGUGCUCGAGAUGGCCGGGGUGGUGACUGAGGAGGGAAAGUGGUCGGGGAACGUGGACUUCUUCGUGCAGACUGGGGACAUCAUCGACAGAGGCGAUGAUACGAUCAAACUAUAUGACUGGAUGGAAGAGCUACGAGCGCAAGCUUUGGAGAAAAGCGGAAAUGUCAUCUCGCAUUUAGGCAACCACGAAUGGAUGAACGUUAUUGGUGACUGGCGUUACGUUCCACAAACGGAGAUCAAGACCUUUGGUAAUCCGGGCGCUCGCCAACAGGAGCUUAUGACCGGUCGCAUUGGAAAGCGAUGGGCGCAGAACUACUCUACGACCUCUCGUCUCCCAUUGCACCCUUCGCUUGGAGAACCGAACACCGACUAUGAUCCGUCUGAUAAAUCUCCCCUCUCGCAUGCAGCGGUGUCCUUCGUGCACGGUGGACUCUCACCGACCUAUCCGGACCUGACCCCCUUCCCCUCUAAGAUAAAUGACCUCGGCCAUUCCCUCCUGCACAAGCUGCAGCACCGUAACCCUCCGCCGGCACCACAUCCUCCUAAUCCAUAUCCUGGUCUCACCCAUGAUGCGACACCUGCGGAGCACAGAUUGUAUGAGACAAACGGACCCUUGUGGUAUAGAGGCUGGGCGUUGGAGUCCGAGCAGAAGGUCUGCGCUGCGGUUGACGCCGUCUUGCAGAAGACCGGGACCAGGCGCAUGAUCAUGGGUCAUACCCCAGAUUUUGAGAAAAUUGUUUCUAGAUGUGGCGGCAAGAUCGUGAUCAUCGACACGGGCAUCUCUCAUGCAUAUGGCGGGGUACUCGCGGCGCUGUCCAUCGAAUAUACUCUAAAGCCUUUGUCCGAGCCUAGCUCUUCUGGAGCGAAGCGUUGGACCGAACGCGAAGUCGUUACUGCUGUGUACAUGGAUCACCGAGACGUGCUUGCUGUGAAUCAGCGAGAGAUUGAGGGAUCUUUCUGAGUCGUUAAUAAUUGUUUUCGUGCAAGCUUAACUUAUUGUCUUGUCUUGUAGAUCUGAAGUACUAGUUCUGGACUUUGUACGAGGCAUUGGUUUCGGAAGCUUUGUGGCGCCGCGAUCUGUCUAUGACGUAGGCAACGGGGUUGAUCCCGAUUGGGUCAAGUUGAACGCGGAAAGGGCGAGGCUGACCGGCAGCUCCGAGAA